GGGUGUGAGACUGAAGGUUCAUGGAAGGAAUAAACCAUUCCUAAGGAGUAAACAGAUUUCUCGGUCAAAUUUAUAUUUAGUAAUUUAGCUGCAAUCAUGGGUGGCUAUCUUGGUAAAGCAAUGAAGGAUACAAUGGAUGAAAACAUGAAAAAGAACCAGGAGUUCAUGUUAGCAAGUCAAAAGAUGCAGAUGGAUAGGCAAAUGACCAUGCAGAAAUUAAUGAUUGAAAAGCAGAUGGCAACCAAAGUUGCAAUGGCAAGAGAGAUGUUUGAUUGGCUAGGGUCAUUUUAUGCACUUGCUUCAGUUGGAAUGUUUGUUGGGUUUGCAAAGAGCAAGAAGCCAACUGUGCUAAUGCCAUUUGUUCCACUGACUUUCAUUGUUGCAUAUCAAGCACAUUUGGCCUAUGGAAAUAAGAUUAAAAGAAUAAGAGAUGAGGCAGAAAACAUUCUUAAAGAAGAAAGAGAUCUGGUUGCACUUCCUGGAGGUCCUGUAACAUUUGAAGCCGUUGAAAAGGCCAGGCAAUCAUUGAAGUAACUUUUUUAUGGACAAUUGCUAAGAUAUAAUACUCUGUACAUUUGAAGCAUUCACUCAUUCAAACUAUUUUAACAACACUGACAACAGGGCCGGCAAAAGCAGGGGGCUUGGGGGCAUGGCCACCCCCCACUUUUCUGCAGAGCUGAAGGAAAAUUUUAGGCAAAAGUGAAAAUAAAGGUAUACUACAUCAUUCUGUAAGUAACUGUGCUUAGUAAUCCCUUACAUAUGCUUUUAACAGCUUGGCUUAGGAAAAAGAUCGAGAAACCUGAUCCAGAAUAACUUGGUGCCAGACAAAUUGACUGAGUUUCGUUUAUUCUAUUGCCUAUACUUAGCUCUCAAGGUCCAUUUGUUAACAACAAAUUUUUCAGGAACAUUACAAUAAGAGAGAAAUCGCGAGCGAUAUGGAAGGGAAAGAAACUGAUGAAAAGAAAAUUUUUGAGGACAUAAGAAAGAAAGAAUGGGCAGAUUUGUUCUAUAAAAGUAACAUCACGAAAGCUUCAAAAUUUUAUUGUAUCGAUAAUCCAUUCCUACUAAAAAAGAAAUUCUAGACGCAAUUAUAAAUUCUAUUAAAAUAAUUUUCGACCAGUGCAGUUUGAAAGUUUUAAAAUCCAGAAUUUUUGUUAAAAGCACCUUUUUCCGAAAUAUUUAAGAUCAGAUGUUACAAAACAAUAUCCCAAGUUGUGUACAAACUGCUUAAAUUUGCUUUUAUUUUAGUUGAUAGUUCUUCUGUUUUUUUUAAACUUGUACAUAUUGAUUAAACAAAGCUUAAGUAUAUUGCCUCGGAUUUUCCUUCAGUCAAAGUCCAUUUUAGAUACAGUCUCUGGCCAUCCCUAAAAAAGAAAAAUCCUAAAAUUGUUCUUGCCGCCAACCAUUGUGGCGGCCUAACUUAAGCCCUUUCAAGACUUCCAUAUUUGGCCCCUCUAGUUUCAAAUACGUUUCGCCGGCCCUGGACAGUCCUUUCUUUUUUAUAUCAAUCCGCUACUAUAUAUCUGAUAAACUUUCACUAAUUACGAUUUUGCUCUUUUCUGUCAAAUUUUUGCCAAACAAAUUAAUUUAACAUUGAAUUGAAGCAUCAAUAUAAGGAAUUUUUA
Rhopilema esculentum is the source of this 1625-nucleotide messenger RNA. Its product is annotated as plasminogen receptor (KT). The record is from RefSeq and is a predicted model, not a curated record. Gene Ontology annotation, biological process: positive regulation of plasminogen activation. Gene Ontology annotation, cellular component: plasma membrane. NCBI's taxonomy places the organism in Eukaryota, Metazoa, Cnidaria, Scyphozoa, Rhizostomeae, Rhizostomatidae.